Molecule: messenger RNA, 3299 nt
Organism: Hylaeus anthracinus
Lineage: Eukaryota; Metazoa; Arthropoda; Insecta; Hymenoptera; Colletidae
Product: lisH domain-containing protein ARMC9-like
Exons: 16
Coding region: 773-3145 (790 amino acids)
Biological process (GO): cilium assembly
Cellular component (GO): centriole; ciliary basal body; ciliary tip
Source: RefSeq, a predicted model, not a curated record
GACAGGAAAAUAGACAAUUUUCUAUUUAUAACAUUGCUUAUCCCUAGAUUAGGUAUUUUCAUCGUCGACCUUGAUGCAAUAACAAUAACAAAUGUUUGAACAUUUUCCAAAGAAGGAAAGGAGACAAACAUGUGGGCUAACUUCAGAUUUAUUCGAAGCCUAGUAUUUUGAAUGCUCUGAAUGCUCCCAAUUUGUUUAUAAUUUUUCAACUGAAAAUUAUAUAAACCUUAAUCUUUCGAUCAUAACCCUACAGCAAUGCUGAUGACUGCCGGAUCGAUAUACCAUUUCUAAUGAAUAUUUUACGAGGCAGAUUAGCAAAUUAUUUUGACCCAAUAAAUAUUAACUAUAUCCAUAAUUUGACAUUUUCAACGUAGAAAACACAUUCUUCUAUUAAAUAUGCGAAUGAAAACGCUAUGAAUCGCUUAGCAAAAUAGCAAUGUAUUUGCAUAAAAUCAAUUUUAUGGAAGGCGAUAUCCUCGCCGUGAUUGCUCGUGAAACGCAACAAAAUAUAGUCUUCUAGAAAUAAUUUUAACUUUCUGUUUAUUCGGAUUCAUAUAAUAUCGCAUGAUUGUUUAUAAAAAGCAAAAAUAAAAAUGGAUACGAGUUACACAAUAGACCAAAUGGACAACAAGGACUUGAGACUUGUUCAUCAGAACACAAUUUCGAAGACACUGCUGGGACAUUGAUAGCAGAAGCUGCGACAAAGGGGUUGAAAAAUUUUCCAGUAGAUUUAAAAACUAAUGUUAAAGCUUACACACACUCUUGCCAGUGUAUGAUAUCGAGUUACGAGUCGGGAGACUGGAAAACAUUUUUUAAGUUGUGGAACUUGUUGGUGCCCGAAGAUGCUAAGCAAACGAGAGCUUAUAAAAUUUUGACCUUGAAUUUACAUGUACAUUUUACAAUGUUACCUAAACGUAUGUUACUUUCGUAUAAAUAUAAAGAAAAAGAUAAAAUGCAGGAUAAUUCUACAACAUCUUUAAGUCAACAAGUAUUGGAGCAUGAUGAGAAUUUUAUGACCGAAUUAGAGAAGAAUAUGAACGAUAGCAUGAAAGAGUUGUGCGAAUUUUUAAACACGACUGGCAAAGAAUUAGAAAACGAUAUGGAAUUACGACCCUUUUUCGCGUUACCCUUUAUCGAGGAUCCGUGCACAGAACCAUCUCUUGCUAAAAUAUUUGAGAAAAGUUGGAUAGACGAAGUAACAGAAGGCUUGCAUCUGUUUCUUAAGAAAUAUAAACCUAAUUUCAGCGAAACAGACUCGAAUAGAAUGUCUGCUGAGCAAAAGGAUUCUAUUACGAGGAAAACAACUAGAUACAAAAAUGUGCCAAUCAUACCAAACGACAGAAAUAUUCCAGUGUUUUUGGAGAACAGCGAAGUCGAAGAGGAAUAUACUUUAACAGACGAUACAAAGUAUAAUCAGGAGUCAAAAAGUAUGCAGACAGUACUGAUGAAUUUCACUACGGAAGAAAUGCAUUCAUCGCAAUUGAUUAGAUGUAACAAGAAGCUAAUGCAGCGUACUCAAGAAUUAGCUAUGACGAAAGCUCAUUUAUCCAACGUUCAUUUCAAUUACGAAAAAUUAAAAGCAAGAUUUCACAAACUGCACGCUGAUUACCAUAAACUGAUGAGCAUCGCGAGAGUAUUAACGACCGCUUUAGAAAAUUCGGUUAAGGGUCAGACUGUCGACUUCCAAGCUAUGCUGGAAACUUGCAUCAAGAUCUUUCCAGAUUUGUUUAAUCAAAAUAUAAAGGAUACUUCGUAUUGCUCCUCGGAGUUGCUGUUGGAUAAAUCUCGUUCAGAUAUGAAAAUGAUCGAACAUACUAUGCCAUACGUUGCAUCUGUGCCACCGAAAUUAUUGAAUUUUAAAAAAAUCAAGCUACAUCUGAUAAACGGAAGUAUCAAAACAAAACUGUUUCUCUUGCAAGCGUUACGAAGGAAAAUAACGCUUAGCCAGCCUGGGGAAAGAGACGAAGCAGUGCACGAAUAUAUAAGCAGAGACUUGCUAGGCCUUCACGGUCAAAUUGCCAGCUACAAAGGCAAAUCUAUCCUCCCGUACUUAUUAACGCCAGACAACAUCAUCAUGCCGCAUCCUCUACAGCAAUCAACAACGAGAUUGUUGAAUGCUCUAGCAUCGUUCAGAUGCGGACGAGAUUACUUGUCGUGCGAUCCUACCGUCGUUGACGUGGUAUGCAAUUGCCUGAAGAAUACCUGCGAUAACGACGUAGAUACGUUUACUUGUAACAUGAUGAUCGCGAUGCUGCAGAAAUUGUCUGUACGCAAACAGCAGAGAAUCUAUAUGAUCGAGAAUGGAUUGGUGGAGUGGAUAAUUCAUCAUUUGCACGAUCAAUGUCGCAUCAUGGACUCUUAUCGAUUGGAGUACGCGGUGGCACUUUUAAUGAAUUUGUCGUUACAUCAAAUAGCUCAAAGGAGAGCGUCCACGAUGGCUGCUCUGCUUAUUACAACGUUAACCGAUUUACUCGUAAUGGACCACGCGUCUGCUUUGCCGUACGUUAACGGAGCGUUGAAUAACUUCUUGACGAAUCGCACGAUUAACGAGGAAGCGAAAAGGUUGAAGUUUUCAUCCCUGUUGGAACAGUAUGGCAGACAUAAAGAUGGAGAAGUGAGGAAACACUUGGAUCAUAUUUUGAAGAUACACAGAGGCGAGAUUACCAUUGAAACAGAAAUUGAAGAAAUGGCGGAUAACGAUAGUGAAGAGUAUGACGUAUUAGAAAAUGAGUUGGAAGAAAAUGACCCAGUAACAAAUAAUUAUGGCGAAUUAUGUGGCGAAUCGUUACUCGCGUCUUGUUACACCGUAAACGUUUUUCGAGAGAAGGAAUCGACUUCUAACGCAUCAUUGUUCAAAGAAUAUAAAACAGUGUGCGACGAACAAGAAAUGCAAACUUUACGUCACGAAUACGCAUCGUUUGGGAAACAUUUGUCAAGGAGGAGCAGCAAAACGACCGUAGCAUCGUCGACUCUCUUAGAAGUUGGAAGCGAAGCUGAAUCGACAGUGAUGCAGAAGUUGAGCAGUAUAGCGUCGUUGAACAUCGAGAACGCCGUAAGCGAUAAUAUUUCGUGGAUAGAGGAGCCCCAAGUCGAUAGCGAGGAAGCCUUUUUACCGAAGCCAAAGCUUCCACGCACGCCGCCAUAACUGAAACCUUUUCUAUCAGAAGAAUUAAGUUUAGAAGGAUUAAGAAGGACGCAUAUGUAACGCGCUGCUUGUGGAUUAUUUAAAUAACUUUAUUUUAAACAACAUAACGAUUAUGCCAUUGGUCAACGUUAAAUAUUCGUUUAAUAAAUAUGUA